AUGGAUACUUCAGGUGCCUACGGUGGAGGUAAGGCUGGUGGAGCCUUUGAUCCCCAGGCAUUCAUCCAAAAACCGACUGUAAUCGUCAGGGCGGUAUGUUGGUUAUUCUGUGUGAUCGUCAUGGGCUGCAUAUCAGACAAGGGCUGGUACGUGAAGAAGUCAGAUAACAAGGAGUAUUGUGUUUAUAAUGACGAUACUAACGCCUGUAACUACGGAGUUGGAAUAUCCGUUAUCGCCUUCAUAGCGUGUGUGGCCUUCAUUGCUGGCGAAUACCUCUUUGAGCAGAUGUCAUCCGUUAAGACGAGAAAGCACUAUGUCCUAGCCGAUUUGGGUUUCUCAGCAUUCUGGGCUUUCCUGUACUUCGUGGGUUUUUGCUACUUGUCGAACGCGUGGGGAAAGACUGAGAACCCGCCCAUCGGAACCGCUAACAAUAUGCAGGGCGCUAUUGCAUUUUGUUUCUUCUCCAUUUUUGCCUGGGUCGCUUGUGCGUUCUUUGCGUUCCAAAGAUUCCGAAUGGGAGCAGAGGCGGCAUUUGCACCUGCUUAUGAAGUCGAAGGUGCUGUGGGUAGUCCAGGGGCUUUCCCGGCUUACCCAGGUGCACCCGACCCGCAGCCACCGUACAGCGACCCCCCCUUUUCACAACAACAAACAGGUAACGUCGACUACACAGCCCCGACAUACUAA
Messenger RNA from Leptosia nina, 684 nucleotides. The record is from the annotation of a GenBank genome assembly. NCBI's taxonomy places the organism in Eukaryota, Metazoa, Arthropoda, Insecta, Lepidoptera, Pieridae.